Molecule: messenger RNA, 3012 nt
Organism: Propithecus coquereli (Coquerel's sifaka)
Lineage: Eukaryota; Metazoa; Chordata; Mammalia; Primates; Indriidae
Gene: WT1
Product: Wilms tumor 1
Exons: 10
Coding region: 381-1733 (450 amino acids)
Biological process (GO): regulation of transcription by RNA polymerase II
Cellular component (GO): nucleus
Molecular function (GO): DNA-binding transcription factor activity, RNA polymerase II-specific; RNA polymerase II cis-regulatory region sequence-specific DNA binding
Source: RefSeq, a predicted model, not a curated record
AGCUGGGGUAAGGAGUUCAAGGCAGCGCCUACACCCGCGGGCGCUCCGCAAUCCGAUCGCCUGUCCGCUCCCCCUUCCCGCCCUCCCUCCCACUCAUUCACCCACCCAGCGCCGGGACCGCAGCCCAGGAGCCGGGGCCCCGCCGCCUCCUCGCCGCGAUCCUGGACUUCCUCCUGCCGCAGCAGCCGGCUUCCACGUGUGCCCCGGAGCCGGCGUCUCAGCACACGCUCCUCUCGGGGCCUGGGUGCCUACAGCAGCCGGAGCAGACGGCGGUACGGGACUCGGGCGGCAUCUGGGCCAAGUUAGGCGCGGCUGAGUGGAGCGCCGAACGUCCGCAGGGCCUGUGGAGCCGCGGGGCGUCCGGGGCAGAGCCGCAGCAAAUGGGCUCCGACGUGCGGGACCUGAACGCCCUGCUGCCGGCUGUACCCUCACUGGGUGGCGGCGGCGGCUGCGCCCUACCAGUGAGCGGCGCCGCGCAGUGGGCGCCGGUGCUGGACUUCGCGCCCCCGGGCGCUUCGGCUUACGGUUCGCUGGGCGGCCCGGCGCCGCCGCCGGCUCCGCCGCCACCCCCGCCGCCGCCGCCCCACUCCUUUAUCAAACAGGAGCCGAGCUGGGGCGGCGCGGAGCCGCACGAGGAGCAGUGCCUGAGCGCCUUCACGGUGCACUUCUCUGGCCAGUUCACCGGCACAGCCGGAGCCUGUCGCUACGGACCCUUCGGUCCUCCUCCUCCGCCCAGCCAGGCUUCCUCCGGCCAGGCCAGGAUGUUUCCCAACACGCCCUACCUGCCCAGCUGCCUGGAGAGCCAGCCCGCUAUUCGCAACCAGGGAUACAGCACGGUCACCUUCGACGGGACGCCCAGCUACGGCCACACGCCCUCGCACCACGCGGCGCAGUUCCCCAACCACUCUUUCAAGCAUGAGGAUCCCAUGGGCCAGCAAGGCUCUCUGGGUGAGCAGCAGUACUCGGUGCCGCCCCCAGUCUAUGGCUGCCACACCCCCACCGACAGCUGCACUGGCAGCCAGGCCCUGCUGCUGAGGACGCCCUACAGCAGCGACAAUUUAUACCAAAUGACCUCUCAGCUUGAAUGCAUGACCUGGAAUCAGAUGAACUUAGGAGCCACCUUAAAGGGAGUUGCUGCUGGGAGCUCCAGCUCAGUGAAAUGGACGGAAGGGCAGAGCAACCACGGCACAGGGUACGAGAGCGACAACCACACAACACCCAUCCUUUGCGGCGCCCAGUACCGGAUACACACCCACGGCGUCUUCAGAGGCAUUCAGGACGUGCGGCGCGUACCUGGAGUAGCGCCAACUCUUGUCCGGUCGGCAUCUGAGACCAGUGAGAAACGCCCCUUCAUGUGUGCUUACCCAGGCUGCAAUAAGAGAUAUUUCAAGCUGUCCCACUUACAGAUGCACAGCAGGAAGCACACUGGUGAGAAACCAUACCAGUGUGACUUCAAGGACUGUGAGCGAAGGUUUUCUCGUUCAGACCAGCUCAAAAGACACCAGAGGAGACACACAGGUGUGAAACCAUUCCAGUGUAAAACUUGUCAGCGAAAGUUCUCCCGGUCCGACCACCUGAAGACCCACACCAGGACUCAUACAGGUAAAACAAGUGAAAAGCCCUUCAGCUGUCGGUGGCCCAGUUGUCAGAAAAAGUUUGCCCGGUCAGAUGAAUUAGUCCGUCAUCACAACAUGCACCAGAGAAACAUGACCAAACUCCAGCUGGCGCUUUGAGGGGUCUCACCCAGGGACAGCUCCGUGUCCCAGGCAGGACAGUGUGUGAACUGCUCUCAAAUUCCUCGUCACUCACCUCUCUAAGAAGGAAACUGCAGUUGAUCUUCUUCGUCCGACUUCCAAGACGAGAUACCUAUGCGACUGGAUCCUACCAGGUUUGCCCUGAGAAGGUGGUCUCUGCUUUGCCGACUUGUAGUUGACUCACGGGCCCUGGAGAAGCGGCUAGCAGCACCCGGUUAGUUAAAAGCCCAUUGUCAUUUGGUCAGGAUUUUCCACUGUAAGAAGAGCCGUUGUUGAUAAUCUCCCCUCACCCUCCCCUUCUCCUUUUAUGCUCGUUUUCACUAGGAAUGGAGUUAUUGUACCAUUUUCCAUCAUGGAAUAUUUAUAGGCCAGGGCAUGUGUAUGUGUCUGCUAAUGUAAACUUUGUCAUGGUUUCCAUUUACUAAUAGCAACAGCAAGAAAUAAAUCAGAGGGCAAGGCAUUGGGGGUGACUUGUGUCUAACAUUCCGGAGGUCAGGCAGGCUGCUAACCUGGAAGGCAGGAUGUAGUUCUACCAGGCAACUUUCAAAGCGCAUGUGUUCACGCAGCUGAAAAAAGAAUCUGAACUAACCAGUACCUCUGUAUAGAAAUCUAAAAGAACGUUACCAUUUAGUGAAUUUAAUGUUAACAUUAGCACAAUGCUCUUAAGAAACUGUAUUUGAAGAUCUGAGAUUUUAUUUUUGUGUUUUUGACUUUUUCUGAGUUAUAAUCGGAUGUGUCUUCAGAGAUGUACAUAUCUCCUCACACAAAGGAAGUGGAAUUCAUUCUCAUCAUUUGGGGUGUCCUUAGAGUGUACAGACCACGCUGGUUAUGUGGCUUCAAGUUGUAAAAAUUAAAGUGACUUUAAAAGAAAAUAGGGGCUGGUCCAGGAUCUCCUGUGAUAAGACUGUUCUUUAGUAACUUAAGUAACUUUGGGUCUACAAGUGUAUGUGAAAAAAAUGAGACUUACUAGUGUGAGGAAAUCCAUUGUUUUAAAGGUGGUUGGGUGUAUGUGUGUGUGUGCGCGCUGUGUUUUGUUUUUCUAAGGGAGGGAGUUUAUUAUUUACUGUUGCUUGAAAUUAUUGUGUAAAUAUAUGUAUCUGACAAUGAUUUGCUCUUUGACAACAACUAAAAUUAGGAAAUGUAUAAAUGUUAGAUGCAUCACUGUUGGGGUGUUGAUCUUACAAGGUAUUGGUGAUAACACUAAAAAUGUAACCUUCAUUUUCACUUUGCUCUCAAUUAAAGUCUAUUCAAAAGGAAA